Phoenix dactylifera (date palm) is the source of this 879-nucleotide messenger RNA. RefSeq lists its product as uncharacterized. The record is from RefSeq and is a predicted model, not a curated record. NCBI's taxonomy places the organism in Eukaryota, Viridiplantae, Streptophyta, Magnoliopsida, Arecales, Arecaceae.
GAUAUACCCCAUAAAUAAAUAAAUAGUACCAUCUCUCACAACCUUCCUUCCUUAUAGCUACCACUGAAAAUGACUCCUCCAUCACUCCUCCUCUUCCUCCUCCUCGUCUCCAUCUCCUCCAAUCCCUCAACAAAAGCCACAGGCGCAGGAGCAGCAGCAGAGUCCCCUCCCACCCCAACCCCAUGGCCACUCCAAUUCCACUCCCUCCUCUACGUCAACGGCAGCGGCGAGCUCUCGGUAGUGGACCUCUGGUACGACUGGCCCAACUCUCGCAAUUUCAACAUCAUCCAGCACCAGCUCGGGACCCUCCUCUACGACCUCGAGUGGGACAACGGCACCUCCUUCUACUACACCCUCGACGACUCGCGUCACUGCCAGACCUACCACUUCGACGUAGGCAUUCUCCGCCCCGAUUGGCUCGACGGUGCCAAUUACCUCGGCCAGCAGCGCGUCGAUGGCUUCCUCUGCAAUGUCUGGGAGAAGGUCCAGUUCAUCUGGUACUAUGAGGAUGUCGAGACCAAGCGUGCGGUGCAAUGGGUCUUCUACACAGGAAGAUCUGUCCAUGUGAUGACCUUCGAGGUGGGAGCGGUGCUUGAAGAUGCGAAAUGGCAGGCCCCUGUAUACUGUUUCGAGAAAAAAGAAGAGAACCUGAAGUUUCAAUCCAUCAUUUCAGAAAGUUUUCAGGAGAGCCUAAUGUCAAAGAAAUAUCUGAGAGGGUUAAAAAGUAUUUGAAUGCAAUGGUGUUAUGAUGGCAAUAUCCUUGCUUUAGUCUCUCUUCAAAUUCUAAGAAUGGCUCUGUUUAUGGAUAGGCUCUUUUCUGUUCAUCAGCAUCAUAGUUAUGGAAACUCUGCUUUAAAUUAGCAGCUUUUUUAUUCACUA